AUGACCACCUUCUCCGCCCCUAUCCCAGCCACCGGAUCGUUGCCCACCAACCAGUCGGCGCUGGCGGCUUCUUUUACCGACUUCCUGACCGUCUCGGUCCACCAAAUACUUUUCCUUCGCUCCGUAUACCCGCGCGCGACUUUCCUCCCCGUCCGGGCUUACAACUACCCAGUCCGACAAUCCCGUCACCCAAAAGUGUGUGACUAUAUCAAUGAUGCAUCAAUCGCAGUCGGGACAGAAAUCUUGAAGGGCACAAUAACUGCAGUCAGUAUCAUUAUUUCAUCUCUCCGCACGAAUCAGCCCCUCGAACGAUAUGCCUUUGAUUUGUCGGGCUUCCCUCGAGCCCCUGCCGGAGAGGUAGACACUACAUUUGAAGACAGAAAUGCAGAUGAUACAUCCAGGCCAGAUGCUCCUCCCCCGGACCGUGGUCCUGCGCCAACCUCGGUCGACCUCGAGUCGCAAUUUCGAGCUUGUUUGGCUCGCCUUGCAUCCGCCUGUGCACGCCUGACCCCUUUGCCACGAGAUGACGAAUUCAGCUUCACUGUCUGCAUCGAAGUGCGCGAAGACGCACUGCCCCCGGCGGGCACCACCAAAGAAGAACAAACAUGGAUUGUGGCCGAACCCGGCAAGGUACACUUGCGAUCAUGCACCGCCCCAUAUUCCGUGUCAAAAUUGCGAAAUGGCGAGCCUCAAGAGCCCCCACCUCGGGUCUCAAAUGGCCGCGCCAAAACCGUGCCGGUACGACGCGUCGAAGCCGGAGAGCUGCGGUUAGAAUUAUGGGUGGAAGAGGCGCGACAGAAGUUUAACGAACCCGUUGAAUCAGAGCAACCGCCGUGA
This is a messenger RNA of Penicillium verhagenii, 837 nucleotides long. Its product is annotated as putative mitotic spindle checkpoint protein (Mad2B). NCBI's taxonomy places the organism in Eukaryota, Fungi, Ascomycota, Eurotiomycetes, Eurotiales, Aspergillaceae. Gene Ontology annotation, cellular component: zeta DNA polymerase complex. Bases 1 to 837 code for a protein of 278 amino acids. The record is from RefSeq and is a predicted model, not a curated record. The transcript has a single exon.